Molecule: messenger RNA, 930 nt
Organism: Grosmannia clavigera kw1407
Lineage: Eukaryota; Fungi; Ascomycota; Sordariomycetes; Ophiostomatales; Ophiostomataceae
Exons: 1
Coding region: 1-930 (309 amino acids)
Source: RefSeq, a predicted model, not a curated record
AUGGGCGACCACAGCCAGGCGAGGCCACAGGGCUACAUUGUCCGCAUCGAGACCAAGCAGGGCUGUGUCUACCGACCCAAGACACCCACCGAAUUGCCGACCCCCGGCGGCCAGCAGCGUCGUUACCGCUUUCCCGUGGCCCCGCAUAUGGUCGUGCAGACCGUCAGCAGCUCGGUGCAGUCGUUUCCCCAGGGGAAGAACAAGACAAGGCUUGGUGGUAGCGCUGCAGGGCCGGCACAUCCACGCAUCGGCGACGACUCCAUCGAGCUCGGCAUCGAUCUGGCCCGGUCGGACGUGCCGCUGCCGGGCGAGAACCGAUCAGUGGCGCCGCUUUACACCUCCGAGGCUGAGCAGGAUGCAGAGUUGUACCGCCGAGGAAUACUCUACCAUGACGGCACUGCGGGUGAAGCCGGGACACCUCCAGCUGUGACAGUAACGGCGGCAAACACCUCGACUGGCCCGGCCGCCUACCAGGCUGACAGCUUAGACGGCAUCCGUCACACGCAGCCGGCGUACACGGUGCGUCUUGUCGAUGGCAAGAAACGCAGGGGAAGGAAGGCUGCUGCGGCUGCUGUUGAAGCUGAGGCUGAAUUCGAUAUCAUCACUGACGUUGACACUGAUGUCGGCGCCGGCAGUGCUCAGCUCACAGAGUCAUCAGACAAGAAUGGUGACGAGGAAGCAAAGCUGAUCAAGGAGCUCCCCAUUCCAGAGGGUCUGCGUCUGUUCACCCUCGGUAACCUGUGGGAGGAAGAGAACCCAGAUGCGGCCGCUCACAGUGAUGCAACCAACCGUCUGCUCGGCCACGAGGACAUCAGCCUGGACGAUAUUGAGAAUGUGGAGUAUGUUUUGAUCGAUGACGACGACCUGCAUUCGAUGGCUGCAUCAUGGGUGGAGCUUGACAGUGUUGCGGAAUCAGACGACUGGACAUGA